Hemiscyllium ocellatum (epaulette shark) is the source of this 758-nucleotide messenger RNA. RefSeq names its product sialic acid-binding Ig-like lectin 15. Bases 225 to 758 code for a protein of 177 amino acids. Gene Ontology annotation, cellular component: plasma membrane. The record is from RefSeq and is a predicted model, not a curated record. Gene Ontology annotation, biological process: regulation of bone resorption; regulation of actin cytoskeleton organization; regulation of osteoclast development. Lineage: Eukaryota; Metazoa; Chordata; Chondrichthyes; Orectolobiformes; Hemiscylliidae. The transcript has 4 exons.
AAGGAGGCUCCGCUGUCUUACCUUGCAGCUUCACCCACCCUGACACUCACCUCACACUCACCGGCUCCGUCAUAUGGAUUAAAUCUGACACAGGUGUUAUCUUUAAUUGUACAUAUCCUGGUCCAGACCAUUCCCAGGGUGAGCUGUGUGAGAAUGUGAGACAGCGGGAUGGUGGGAAUCGAUUCAGAUUCGUGGGGAAUCUCAGCAACAACGAUGUCUCAUUAAUGAUGGAGGGACUGAGCCGGGAGAAUGAUGGUUUCUAUCGGUGUUGUGUGGAACUCAAUAUUGGCAGUUUCGAAACGCUGUUGGGGACAGAUCUGGAAGUGAUAGCUGCUCAAGGAAAUGUCCCAGUGGUGAGUGGGGAAGAGGGAGAUUCAGUUACUUUACCCUGUAUCUUUGAGACCAUGGAGUUCCUUAACCUGACCACUGUUACCUGGAUGAGGAAGAAGCCCUACCAACACAUCAUUACAUUUACAGCCCAAUCACAGGGAACUUGGACAACUGUACACAGUGGAAAUCGAUAUGAGCUCAUCGGGAACCCAGAGGAGGGAAACGCCUCGACCAGGAUAAACCAGCUGAGUGUGAGGGACAAUCACACUUACCUGUGUCUGGUGGAAUACACAUCACUACCACUGGAUAUUCAGUGUCUGAUCCAGAAAGAGAGUCGGGUGCAGGUCAUAACUGAGGAUUCUGAUGAUGGUUGGUCAAUGACAGUCGCGGAUGAAACUAUUCCCAGGGUGAGCUGUGUGAGAAUGUGA